UGCCUCCCUGGCGAUCGAAUCUGCGUGCGCCGGCACGGACGCCAUGGCAGCUUCCGCCGGAAAGAAAGAGGCCGCCUGGCCUGCCACCAUGGCGCGGUACGAGCGGCUGGAGAAGCUGGGUGCGGGCAUCAACGGCGAAGUGUUCAAGGCGUGGGACACCCAGGACAACCUGAUCGUCGCCGUCAAGCGGCUCAGCGGGAGCGGUGACGACGGCUUCAUUAUUUCCGGCCUACCGGAGGUCAUGCGGGAGGCCAUGUGCCUGGGCUCGUGCCGCGGCAUCCCCUCGAUCGUGCAGCACCGCCGGACCUACGCUGACGCAUGCCAAGGCGAGGCCAGCGAUUCCUUCAUCGUGAUGGACUACGUGGGGCGCCUCAACCUACGUGGCUACAUGCAGCGCCGGGUCCGUCGUCGGCGGCCAUUCUCCGAGGACGAGGUGCGCCGGAUCAUGAAGCAGCUCGUGGAGGGGGUGAAGGCCGUGCACGGCGUGGGCGUCCUGCACCUCGACAUCAAGCCGGAGAACGUGCUCCUGGACGACGGCACCGAGGACAGGAAGCAGAAGCCCAAGAAGGGGGCCGUUGAAGCCGAUGUUGGCGGCGAGGUCAAGGACGACCGCAUAGUCUACAAGAUCGGCGAUUUCGGGAUGUCCACGAAAGGGCGGGGCAAGAAGCAGCCGGAGGUGACUAUUCUGACGCCGUACAGCGCGCCGGACCUCCUCCUGCACUCGCGCGACUACGACGAUCGCGUGGACACGUGGGGGCUCGGAUGCAUAAUGGCCGACCUCCUCUCGGGCACCGGCGCCUCCACGUUCGACGGCGAGUCGGACAUAGAGAUCAUGGCUAAAGUGUUUGGCAUCGUCGGCACGUUCGGAAUCAAGGAGUGGUCUGGAUACUCGGGGCUGGCGGCAGACCGGAAGUCGAAGCUGCCGGGCGACGGAGGCAUUAGCCGCCUUCGGCACAAGUUUCCCCGUCGCAAGUUGUCGUCGGCCGGGUUCGAGGUGCUCAGCGGGCUGCUGGAGAGCAACCCGGAGAAGCGGCUUACCGCAGCGGACGCGCUCAAGAAGCCUUGGUUCGGCAAACAACGACGUGGCUUUGCCGGUUUCUUCAAGUCGUGCAUGGUUGGAGUCCUACCGGAGAUUUAGAAUUAACUAGAAGCAUAGGCGCGCGUUGCCGCACCGUUCUUCUUUUAGCUCGUUGUGUUCCCUUAUUCACGAAAGCGAUAACAGUCAUUAUAUUGUCAUUGUAAUCGGAGUGCCUUGGUUAUCUGACUGCUUUGCAGCUCAAAGGAGAAUGAAAGACAUGUUUUUUUUAUGAAAAAAAAAUGAAAGACAAGUGGGGUAAACACCAUGUUGUGAUGCAGCUUACAGUUAAAAAAGGUCUUCUUUUAAGGACUCAUGAUUAUCAUGAGAUUUGUUUUUUUUACAAAUGCACAGUAACAUUCAGCAUAGUCUCUCUUAGGGCCUGUUUGGUUUCAAUAAGUCACCUAACUUAAAACCAGUGACUUAUAAGUCACGUCUGUUUAGUUGUCACCUGACUUAUAAGUCACCUGACCACACCUUCCCACCUUGUUUUUUUAUGUAAAGGUGGUGGGACCCAUGCAAAAGGGGGUGACUUAGUUUUAAGUUGGGGUGGAGCAACUUAUGACUUAUAAGUUAGGAUGACUUAUAAGUUGGGUCUGUUUGGUAAAAUAAGUCAUUUUUUUCACUUUUCGGCUUAUAAGUUGGUGACUUAUUUGGAACCAAACAGGGUCUUAUUUGCUGCAAUCAAGUUUACAAUUUGUUAUGCACAUGUUCUACAUUCAGAGGACAUGAAUAUGUACAAACUCCAAUUCUACUCAUGAAAAAUUAUAAUUGCCUAAAAAAUAUUCUCAACCAUGACUCUGGUGGAACUAAAACAGAAAAUACAUGAUAGC
Triticum urartu is the source of this 1908-nucleotide messenger RNA. RefSeq names its product putative cyclin-dependent kinase F-2. Gene Ontology annotation, biological process: regulation of mitotic cell cycle; protein phosphorylation. Gene Ontology annotation, molecular function: protein serine/threonine kinase activity; ATP binding. Lineage: Eukaryota; Viridiplantae; Streptophyta; Magnoliopsida; Poales; Poaceae. Gene Ontology annotation, cellular component: nucleus. The record is from RefSeq and is a predicted model, not a curated record.